Messenger RNA from Aphanomyces astaci, 2249 nucleotides. RefSeq lists its product as hypothetical. Bases 18 to 1715 code for a protein of 565 amino acids. The record is from RefSeq and is a predicted model, not a curated record. The transcript is spliced from 4 exons. NCBI's taxonomy places the organism in Eukaryota, Oomycota, Saprolegniomycetes, Saprolegniales, Verrucalvaceae.
CUGCAGACACACACAUCAUGGGGGGGAUUGAGGACAAAAUUGCCGCUGCGGCGCAAGUGUUCAUCGCCAGUGCGAUCGAACGAAGCGACAGCCAGCACCCACUUCAUCUAGCAGAGAUCUUCCGCGCGGCCGGACAAGGUUCCAAUGCCGUCCGAUGGAUGAAGGAGGUGCACGAGCUGAUUCGCACUGACGGCCGGCUCAAUCAAGUUGGCAAUGUCUUCAAGGUUGUGCCAGGUGUCGAUCCAAGCGCUCCUCCGCGCGACAUUCCCGCGAUUAAUGGUAGGGCAACGGUAGCUCCAGUGCCCACUUCUUCACCGCCGGCGGUUCCCGCACCUUCGUCGCAUUAUUCACCUGCGCAUGUUACCCCAGCGGUACCGUCGACGACCUCCACACCUCCACUUCCUCAUGCAUCGCCGCCCCCCGCGACUAAUCCGUCGUCUGUACCCACCGCCGUUUCCCCUGCACCCGCUACUGCGUCGACUUCUCCUCCCAAACCCACCACGUCCAACCGAGACCCCGUGCCGGACGAGUCAGCCCUCCUCCCGUUCCUCGCAUCAAGCAAAGCCAUCCGCGUCGGGUCGGUCAGCACCAUGGGCCAAUUUCAAACCCUUCUCGAGCGCUUCCACGACACGUUCUCCCCGUUAGCGUCGUUUCGUGACUGGUGGAAGGCCCAUGCAGACGUUGCCGCGUCGGUGAUUUUGGAACGCCUUGAGUUCCUCGAGCUGGUUCGCAUCGAGUCGGUCGACGUGUCGUCGCGUAAACUGGUGUGGGACAUGCACGCUCUGGGUAAGCAUGCAGCGCCAGCUCCGUCGACUGCGACCGCUGCGGCGACGACGCCCUCAUCGGGAUGGACCACCGCCAUGCUCGAUCGAGACUUGCCGCUCGUGAAGAAGAGCGUGCUCCACCAACUGCGGCUGUUUGCAUGCUACCGGCUGCAAAACAUCCACCACAUGAUGCAGUCCAAGUACCCGCCGCCGCAAUCGUUCCAGUUGGACUCGUAUGUCGACCACAUUGUGCACGAAAUCGAAGAAGACAAGCGCCUCGUCAUCACCCACGACGACUCUGGCAACCCCGCGUUCACAUGGGCUGAACCCGCCAAAGCGCAAGCGCUCCUCAAGGACCCCCUCGUUCCCAAUAACCGCCACGCCCUGGAAGCUGCCGCCGUCGCCGCCGCCGCCACCGCCGCCGCCGUCCUCGAACACCAAGAUACCGUUGCCACGUCGUCGGUCGUCAAGCCUGGCGCUGUCACAGACUCUUCAGCAGUGUGGAUGGACGCGGUGGUGGCCGCGCUAUGGAACGAACAUCGCAUGCGCGUCCACGUGCAAGGCGAUGUGCUGUGCCGGACAACGGACGACUUGUCGAAGAAGCGACCGCGGGCAUCCCCCGAGCGUCGGUCGCCGACUUGGGACACUUCGCCAGCUCUACCCACGACGGAUGACCAAGACACGGAAGACGAAAGCAGCGAACUACCUGCCCAUAAGAAAACGCGUCGAUUGCACGAGGUGCGGCAGCCAGUGAUUGAAUGGUCGACACCGCCGCAGUUUCAAUUGCCGGCGAAUGUGCCCGUGCGGCCGUAUGUGGUCGAAUCCACUGAGCACAACUGGCAGACCCAACGUGCGCGGUUCUUGACGUCGAACGUGGAAGUGCCGUACCAGCAGGCGCCGGACCUGCCCACGAAGCCAAUUGCGUUGGACUACCAAUACGUCCAAGGCUGAAGAUAUAUUGAUGAUCAUGGCAAAGAAGUCCAAACGAUUCAUUCACAUGCUGGUUUUAUGAAUUGCGAUAUAUAUAUAUAUAAAGUACUACCAGUACUAGUACUAGUAAGUAGGCGUAGAAUAGAUUAUACAAUUGAAACAAGCGAGACAAGGACGCAGCAUAUAGAGCAACAGUUCACAGUACAAGGUCGUAGGCAACGCAAUCGAUUGACGCUAGAGAUGAGAGCAAUACAGACAGUAUUGACAAACUCGAUACGGAUAGUACGACUGGCAUAAAGGGGGUGCGAUAGAUUGAGGGAUGUGCCGAGUCGUCGGCGAUUCCAGCUCAAAACGCCCUUGUCAACCAUCAGACCGACGCCGACGAACUCACGGCCUUGUAGCGUAUCCACCCUAGAGACACGAGGAGUUAUGCGCUGGUGUGGUAUGGGGAGUCAAUAUAGGAUGGUCGGCUGUGAGUGCCGCGUUACUCAACCGACGACCUGAUGUCUUGCAUCUCCUCGGAACUACUACAUAUUCAAGGCUCAAAUGCAUUUG